AUGACCGACCGACCCCCGCCGCUCAAGCGCCGACGAGUGUCGAGCUCGGCCGAAGACAUGCAACACAGCAUCGUCGACCCGGGUACCAUCAAGAUCAACGUCAGCGGAGCCUACAUAAUCGACAAUGGCGAAGCUCAAUCCCCCGCCAGCGACAGUGGAGUCGAGGAACAAGGCUAUGAGCAUGACCGCCGCGACAUCCGCCUGCCAAACCACACUUCGGUCGUCAGCCACGUUGCCGCAGACAUUGGUGGCUCCCUUGCCAAAGUCGUCUACUUCUCGCGCGAGCCCGGUGCGAAAGAGCCGGGAGGUCGUUUACACUUCUUGCGCUUCGAGACUGAGAAGAUCGAUACGUGUAUUGAGUUUAUGCGCGAGUUGCAGAAGAAGCAAAAGAGAGCCAAUGGCGGCAAGCAAUCGGAGCUCUGCGUCAUGGCUACCGGUGGUGGUGCUUUCAAGUACUACGAUCGCAUAAAGGAAAGACUCGGUGUUGAUGUUAUGAGAGAGGAUGAGAUGGAGUGUUUGAUCCAAGGUCUGGAUUUCUUCAUCACCGAGAUUCCGAAUGAGGUAUUUACCUACCACGACGAGGAUCAGGAUAACCUUAUACACUACACCGAUGCACCCGCCGACGUGUACCCAUAUCUACUUGUCAACAUUGGCAGUGGUGUGAGUAUGAUCAAGGUCGAAGGACCUUCCAGAUUCCAGCGUAUCGGCGGAACAUCACUCGGUGGUGGUACCCUCUGGGGUCUACUUUCCCUGCUCACCGGAGCACGCACAUUCGACGAUAUGCUAGCAAUGGCAGACGCAGGCGACAACUCGACCGUAGACUUGCUAGUCGGUGACAUUUACGGCCAAGGAAUGGGCUACGACAAGAUUGGCUUAAGCGAAAGAACCAUUGCCAGUUCAUUCGGCAAAGUCUUCAAGCGCAAAAGAGAGGCAGAGCAAAACGCUGAGGAUGGACAACUACAACACGAAGAUGGUCCAGAGAGAUACGACACAGCAACGCCGGAAGGUGCCGCCAAACAGCAAUCAGAUCGCAAGUUCGAUAUUGGCGAGGGCCGCAUGUUUGCACCUCAAGACAUUUCACGGAGUCUGCUGUACGCAGUCAGUAACAACAUCGGUCAAAUCGCCUACCUUCAGUCCGAAAAACACAAUCUCAAGCAUAUAUACUUUGGCGGCAGCUUCAUCCGUGGCCACCGUCAAACAAUUCACACUUUGUCUUUUGCCAUCAAAUUCUGGAGCAAAGGCAACAAACAAGCAUAUUUCCUGCGUCACGAGGGAUAUCUCGGUGCAGUAGGUGCAUUCUUGAAGAGACAACCCAGGAACUUUGGCCGUAGGGCCAGUGUUCAUGAUGAGGAAUGA
This is a messenger RNA of Aureobasidium namibiae CBS 147.97, 1356 nucleotides long. RefSeq names its product pantothenate kinase 4. Gene Ontology annotation, cellular component: nucleus; cytosol. Lineage: Eukaryota; Fungi; Ascomycota; Dothideomycetes; Dothideales; Saccotheciaceae. The transcript has 2 exons. Gene Ontology annotation, biological process: coenzyme A biosynthetic process. Gene Ontology annotation, molecular function: ATP binding; pantothenate kinase activity. Bases 1 to 1356 code for a protein of 451 amino acids. The record is from RefSeq and is a predicted model, not a curated record.